Messenger RNA from Prorocentrum cordatum, 540 nucleotides. The record is from the annotation of a GenBank genome assembly. NCBI's taxonomy places the organism in Eukaryota, Dinophyceae, Prorocentrales, Prorocentraceae.
GCGAAAGCCGACUUUGGGGCUCCCAAGUCCCCAACUGAACGUGGCAAAAAGGUGACGACUUGUCAUCGUGUGCUUUGAUCCUUGGGGUGCCCAGUCUGUAGAGGUUCGGAUCCAAAACUACUACCCCAGGUGCGGCACUCUAUGUCAGCAAUGGCGGACCGCACGAACAUCUCGUUCGCGGCGGUGAGCGCCGAGCUGGCUUCAGGACCUCCCGGAAGAGAAAGAGAGAGAAGCAGGACUCCCGGCCGACGGGAGGACGAGAACAACGGCACCAACACCCCUGACCCGGUGAACGAGCAGCUGAAACUUAUGAGAAGGCAGCUCGAGAUUCAGAACCAAGGCUUACAAAUGGCAAUGAACACAAUGACGCAGUUCAUGCAGAUGAUGGUGGGCCAGGCUGGAAGCAGUGCCCGGCAGCCAUUGCAGUCCCCUCCACAGGCGGCGGAUGCCGCUGGGAGUACUGCACCCGCUGGCGGCCAGCACCCGCCUGGCGUGACCCUGGCGGCGGUGGUAAAGAAGCUGCUGGAGGGCAUCUGCAAG